Molecule: messenger RNA, 1132 nt
Organism: Ceratosolen solmsi marchali
Lineage: Eukaryota; Metazoa; Arthropoda; Insecta; Hymenoptera; Agaonidae
Gene: Jhbp2
Product: Juvenile hormone binding protein 2
Exons: 4
Coding region: 322-1074 (250 amino acids)
Biological process (GO): multicellular organismal reproductive process
Source: RefSeq, a predicted model, not a curated record
GCAGUGGCUCGAUUCACAUGUAAGCGAGGCGGCGGUUUAGCGCGGUUUCGCGGAAAAAUCAGGGCGCGAUUCGGGCGCCACCCCCGGGUCUCACAGACGUCGCGGACGCCUCGGGCAAACCUCGCUUGCGAUGAAAGUCCCGGCGGCGAGCUACGAGCCCCACUCCCCGAUACCGACCUCCCUGCCACCGCGGGGGCCAAUGUCAAGGUGCUGUAUAAGUCUGGGCGCGUCUCUCGGCCCCGGCCAUUCGUCGCGAGCGGUCCGACAGACUUCGACACGGCGCGCGCAACACCCAAGACUCGCACCGCGACAGCACUGAUCAUGAAGACAGCGGCCCUCCUCGUUCUCAUCGGCGUCGCCCUCGCCAGUCCAGCCGGCAAGUAUAAGGGCCUCGAAUUCCUGAGCCCUUGCUCCAAGGCCGACCCGGAGCUCGAGGCCUGCCUCGCGAGGGCGGCGAAUUCGCUGGCCCAGAACUUCCGCUACGGUUUGCCACAGCUGGGAUAUACGGAGGUAGAGCCGAUAAUCCUCGACGAGCUUCAUAUCGCCCUAGGCGGGGGUCCGAAUGGUUACAAAGCCCAGUUCAAGGAGAUCGCGGCUCGUGGCGUUUCCGCCGUCCGGGUGACGGGUUUGCGCGCCAGGAUCGCCGACGACGAGGUGCAGCUUCAGCUGGCCCUCAGCAUACCUAAGAUUCGAGCCGUGGCCAAGUACCGCUCGAGCGGGACCCUCAUCCUCGUCCAGGCGAGUGGCGCCGGCGACUACUGGGGAGAGUACGAUGGAGUCAAGGCAAAGGUAUUUAUAAGGGCCAAGCCCUAUGUCGUUCAGGAACAGCAAUUUCUCAGGCUUCAGCAGCUCAAGAUGGAUUUCACCGUACGAGAUAUCAGAAUGGGCGUGGAAAAUGUUCACGACGGCAAUACUAUUCUCCAAGCAGCAUUGAAUCUUUUCAUCAAUAGUAACAGCCAGGAGCUUUUGAAGGAAAUGAAACCAGAUCUCAGAAGAAAACUUGUUCAAGUAAUGUCGACAUUCGUCGAGAAAAUAUUCGCUCAAGUACCUUACGAUGCUUUUCUUACAGACUGAGUACCAUUAAAUAAUAAUACAAAAUACGCACUAAUAAUUUAAGCAAAUUUCUAGCUCA